This is a messenger RNA of Rotaria socialis, 3519 nucleotides long. The record is from the annotation of a GenBank genome assembly. Lineage: Eukaryota; Metazoa; Rotifera; Eurotatoria; Philodinida; Philodinidae.
AUGGUUAAUGCAACAGUUUUGCAUGAUGGACAACAAAUUCAAAUAAAUUUACCUGAUAAUCCAUCAUUAGAUAUAAUAUUUAAAUAUUUACAUGAAAAAUUACCAAGAACGUUUGAUUUUCGUACCCAUAUAAUUCAAUUAUUUGAUCCGAUAAUAGGAGAAUUUUUUGAUUUAAACGAUGAUGGUCUUAAAUCAUGGUAUUGUCUUCCAUAUAAAGAAAAAAAUCAAAUGCGUUUACAAGUUAUUCGUGCUGGUAUUGAUUAUGAUGAUACAAAUCAUCAAUGUGAAAUAAAUACCAAUGAUCAAAAUAUGUCAGAAGUUUUCAAAAAAAUCGAAUGUGAUAUUGAUAAUUUAUUUGGUGCUAUUGCAAAUCUUCAAACAACGGCUAAUGGUAUUCGUCAAGAUUUCAAAUCGGCUCUUGAUAAAUAUCAGAAAUAUCAGGAAGAAAAAAUUUUAUCAGCAAAAACCAAUGGACAAACAGUAAUGCCAAAUGUAAAUCGAACACAGAAUAGUAAUGUUUCACGAGAUCAAAUUUCGUCGCCUAAAAUUCAAAAUGGAAAUACCGAUCGACCAAUACGUUAUCCAGCUGAAGAUAUUCGGUUUAAAAAUAAACCAAUCCAACAAGAAAUUGUUCAACCGAUUCCUGUUGUACAACAAGUGCCAUUAGUUUCGAACGUCUAUCAAGAUGAUGAUGAUGACGAUGACGAAGAAUUGGCUGAGCAUAAUAAUAAUAAUAAUACACCUAUUGAUCAGACUUUACCGAUAGUCGACAUUGAAACAGUAUUAUUAAAUGUCGGUGAAGAUUUUCAAGCUCUUGUUUCAAUUGCUGUCAAUCCAUCGUAUUUCUUUGUUCAAAAUACGCUAUAUACGCAUGAUCUUGAAAGACUUGCACAAAGCAUGAACGAUUACUAUUCGGCAACAGAUCCACCGUCAGUAACUUAUAGACCAAUGGAAAUGAGUUGUUGUGCGGCUCGUUAUUCCGUUGAUAAUCGAUGGUAUCGUGCUCGAAUAAAACGAUACAGUUCAGAAACAACUGUUGAACUUGUCUAUCUUGAUUAUGGUAAUAAUGAAGAACGUGAUAUAACUGAAUUACGUCCACUUGAUCCAGCAUUUACUGAUUUACCUGUUCAAGCUAUUUGUGCAGCGCUUGAGUUAUUACCACUAAAUGGUGAUAAUAAUAGUUCCUGGACAAAAAAGGCUAGUUUUAAAUUUCACGAAGAUACACUAACAAAACCACUCGAUGUACGUAUUAUUGCACAGCCAACGUUACAAUGGCCAAUGUAUUUUGUACAACUUACAAUUGAUGAACAUACAGAUGUUGCUGAAACAUUAAUAUCAUUACGUCAUGGUCGGCGAGCAUCACUUGCAGAAAUUGUACAAAUUGUUGGUCCUCGUCUUGAUCUUAAUGAUUAUGCUGCUUAUAAUUUACCAAAAGAAAUUCUAGACAAAGCAGUAAAUAUCAUGAUUCCUACGAGACAACCAAAUCAUGCUCCCAUUAUGCCAAACGCUAUGAAACCAGAGAGUGGAGGACGGGGUAAAAUCUCAGCAAAUGCGUCCGGUAGAAUAUCUCGUGCAAGUAAUAUUCCACCGAUUAAUUUGAAUCUAAACGAUAAUAUUGGCUCAUGUACAAUAACAUCGAUAAUAUCGCCAUCACAUUUUUUUAUUCAAUUAAGCGAAAAAAAUAAUUUCGAGCAAAUCUAUAACAAUGUCAAUGAAACCUAUUUGGAACGUAUAUCAUGUGAUCGUAUGGCACGUUUGAAAAACUUUUCAAUCAAUGCAUUAGGUGUUGCACGAAAUAAUCGCGAUCAACGUUUUUAUCGUGUACAAAUUAUAAAUCAUGACCGCGAACGUAAAGCAUUACUCGUACUUUGCAUUGAUUUUGGUGAAUAUAUAACAGUACAAGAAUCGUCCAUCUAUGAACUUAUAUCGGAAUAUCAAAUCUAUCCAUCACAGGCAAUAAAAUGUUCAUUAGGUUUAAUCCAUUCGGUUAAUGAAGAUUGGUCACGUGAAGCAAUGAAUUUAAUGAAUCGUUUCAUUGGCGGAAAAGGUUUUAAAACAUUUCGAUUCUAUUCAUUAGGUACAUCGACACAAACCAUCAAACUUGGCGAUUCAUCUUUGCCUAUCAUAUUAUACGAUAUGAAUACAUCUAUCAAUUCUAUCAACGAACAAUUGAUUGAAAGAAAACUUGCAAUGCCCGAUCCAAAUUAUUUGGAAUAUAUACGUGCUGCUAAUGAUGCCAUGAGUGAUUUAAAUGGUUAUAAAAAUCAACGUAUUAGACAAUAUAUUGAAUCUCAAAGAAACUAUACUCAAAAACAAACAGAUAAAACACAAGCAGCACCAUCGGUUUCAGUUGAAAAAAAUCAAGUCGAUGUUCGAUAUGAACCACCACAAAAACAACAAAUUAAUAAUCCAAUUAUUAAUUCCAAUACUAUUGAACCACUUCCUCUACCGGAUGAUGAAGAAAAUUUACCCUAUUGUCCACCUGUGGUCGAACCAGAACCACGACAUUGGUAUGCUGUUGAAGUCACACAUGUGAAGUCGGCUGGUGAAUUUUAUAUUCGAUAUCCAUUUGGCCUUGACACGUCACUUGGUCAAGGUGGUGAACCUGCUCGUUAUCCUGAAGAAAUUGAACCAAAUCAAAUGCUCAAUGAUCUUCAUCGAAAUAUGGCAGAUUUAUAUUCAACUGAACAACGUCGAGGUAUAUCAACAGCGACUGCAUAUUGCCGGGGUCAAAUGGUUGCUGUUCGCUAUCAAUCCCAUUGGUAUCGUGCACGUGUAUUAGAAUUUAAACCAACAACAAAUUUUGCAUGGGUUCAAUUUGUUGAUCAAGGUGAAACCCGUGAACUAGGCACCAAUACAAUGCGACCAUUGCAUUCAAAAUUUCUUGAUUUUCCAUUACAAGCCUAUCUAUGUCGUUUGGAUGGGUUUGAUGCUACCUAUCCAUGGACAACACAAGAUAAAGAUUUGUUUAAAAAGAAAAUACGUGAUAAAAUUUUUUAUGCAAAAAAAACGCAUGAACCAAAUCUAAUUCAAUUAGUUGAAUUUGUUGAUGGUGCACUUGUUUCAUUUGAUUCAUUUUGGAAUACACUUCAUCAUUCACAUAAAUCAGUUGAAAUACCAAAACCGAUUCAAUUAAAUCGUCAUGCGCCUUCAACUGUAGCAAAUCCUCGACAAGCAUUUUUACCAAUGCCAACUAAUGAAGCGCCUGUUCGUAAUCUCCAACCAGUAGUAGCUGGCCUGGUUAAUUAUGGAAGCGGUUCAGAAUAUAGUCAAACGUCAUCGAUGAUGCCUAAAUCGUCUGCAACGAAAAAACCAAGCGGUGUAACUAUUCCACCGCCACCAGCACCAUCCACAAAUAGACAACCAAUGCAAUUCAUAUCAGCUGGUUUCAAACAACCAGUUGACUAUACACAUUUAUCACCUAGUGAACAAUUAGCACAAUUACAACAGCAAGGAGGCCAUCGAAUUCAAUCAACGGGUGGCUAUUCCAUUAAUAAACAUUUUCGUCAACAACAAUAA